AUGGCGCCUGCAGAAGGUGCAGUACGGACUUAGUGGGGCGGGGCGGGGCAGGUGCCCUUCACAAACAUGGCGGCUGGGGGUUGCGGGGCGUGGCGGGGUCUGGAUGGGAAGCCGAGCAGACGGCCCCAGAACAAGCGGUCAUGUGACUGGGAAGAUGGCCGUCUUUCCUUGGCACUCCAGGAACAGGAACUACAAAGCUGAAUUUGCAUCAUGCCGACUGGAGGCUGUACCAUUGGAGUUUGGGGACUAUCACCCUCUGAAACCCAUAACUGUCACAGAAUCAAAGACUAAGAAAGUGAACCGGAAAGGAAGCACUUCUUCCACAUCCUCCUCCUCUUCCAGCUCCGUGGUGGACCCGCUGAGCAGUGUCCUGGAUGGGACUGACCCCCUCUCCAUGUUUGCAGCCACUGCUGACCCCGUAGCCUUGGCAGCUGCCACGGACAGCUCCAGAAGGAAGCGUGAUAGAGAUGAUAACUCCGUUGUAGGAUCGGAUUUUGAGCCUUGGGCCAACAAACGGGGAGAAAUCCUUGCCCGGUACACCACUACCGAAAAGCUGUCUAUUAAUCUGUUUAUGGGAUCUGAAAAAGGCAAAGCCGGGACUGCCACACUGGCAAUGUCAGAGAAGGUUCGGACCCGGCUGGAGGAGCUGGAUGACUUUGAGGAGGGUUCCCAAAAGGAGCUGUUGAAUUUGACUCAGCAGGAUUACGUGAACCGCAUAGAGGAGCUCAACCAGUCGCUGAAGGAUGCCUGGGCCUCAGACCAGAAAGUGAAGGCUCUAAAAAUAGUCAUCCAGUGUUCAAAGCUUCUUUCAGACACCAGUGUUAUUCAGUUCUACCCAAGUAAAUUUGUCCUUAUCACCGACAUACUUGAUACAUUUGGAAAGCUCGUGUACGAGCGCAUCUUUUCCAUGUGUGUGGAUAACCGCAGUGUCUUACCAGAUCACUUUUCUCCAGAGAAUGCCAAUGACACGGCCAAGGAAACAUGCCUAAAUUGGUUUUUCAAGAUUGCCUCCAUCAGGGAACUCAUUCCAAGAUUUUACGUGGAGGCAUCCAUCCUGAAAUGUAACAAAUUCCUCUCCAAAACGGGAAUUUCAGAGUGCCUGCCCCGGUUAACAUGCAUGAUCAGAGGGAUCGGCGACCCGCUGGUGUCGGUGUACGCCCGUGCCUACCUGUGCCGGGUGGGAAUGGAAGUGGCCCCACAUCUCAAAGAAACCCUAAAUAAGAACUUUUUUGACUUCCUCCUUACGUUCAAACAGAUUCAUGGGGAUACGGUCCAGAACCAGCUGGUGGUCCAAGGAGUGGAGCUUCCAUCGUACCUCCCCUUGUACCCGCCUGCCAUGGACUGGAUCUUCCAGUGCAUCUCGUACCAUGCCCCCGAGGCUCUGCUGACCGAGAUGAUGGAAAGGUGUAAGAAACUAGGAAACAAUGCCUUGCUGCUGAAUUCCGUGAUGUCUGCCUUCCGGGCUGAGUUCAUCGCCACAAGGUCUAUGGAUUUCAUUGGCAUGAUUAAAGAGUGUGAUGAAUCUGGUUUCCCCAAGCAUCUCCUUUUUCGAUCACUGGGGUUAAACUUGGCCUUGGCUGAUCCUCCUGAGAGUGACCGACUUCAGAUUCUCAACGAAGCUUGGAAAGUUAUCACUAAGCUGAAGAACCCACAGGACUACAUUAAUUGUGCCGAAGUGUGGGUAGAAUACACCUGCAAGCAUUUCACGAAACGAGAGGUGAAUACUGUUUUGGCGGAUGUCAUCAAGCACAUGACUCCAGAUCGUGCAUUUGAAGAUUCCUACCCCCAGCUUCAGUUAAUAAUUAAGAAAGUUAUUGCCCACUUCCAUGACUUCUCAGUUCUUUUCUCAGUGGAAAAAUUUCUGCCGUUUCUGGACAUGUUCCAAAAAGAGAGUGUGCGGGUGGAGGUUUGCAAAUGCAUCAUGGACGCCUUUAUCAAGCAUCAACAAGAGCCCACCAAGGACCCGGUCAUUUUGAAUGCCCUUUUGCACGUUUGCAAGACCAUGCAUGACUCCGUGAAUGCACUCACUCUUGAGGAUGAGAAAAGAAUGCUGUCAUAUUUGAUUAAUGGAUUUAUAAAAAUGGUUUCCUUUGGCCGUGAUUUUGAACAACAGCUGAGUUUUUAUGUGGAGUCCAGGUCAAUGUUUUGCAAUCUGGAGCCUGUUCUUGUGCAGCUGAUUCAUAGUGUGAACCGGUUGGCAAUGGAGACAAGAAAACUAAUGAAAGGAAAUCAUUCCAGAAAGACGGCUGCAUUUGUCCGGGUACGUUCUCAAGAUAAGGACUGUCGGACUUCGAACUCCAGUGCGCUGUUUAGCUUGCAGGCCUGUGUUGCCUACUGCUUCAUCACCAUCCCCUCCCUGGCGGGCAUCUUCACACGUCUCAAUCUCUACCUGCAUUCUGGUCAGGUGGCCUUGGCCAACCAGUGCCUCUCCCAAGCUGAUGCUUUUUUCAAAGCCGCUAUAAGCCUCAUUCCAGAAGUUCCAAAGAUGAUUAAUAUCGACGGGAAGAUGCGGCCAUCGGAAUCGUUCCUGCUGGAAUUCCUCUGCAAUUUCUUUUCUACCUUAUUAAUAGUUCCGGAUCAUCCUGAACAUGGGGUCCUGUUUCUUGUUCGAGAGCUUCUCAACGUGAUCCAGGACUACACCUGGGAGGACAACAGCGAUGAGAAAAUCCGCAUCUAUACCUGCGUCCUGCAUCUCCUCUCCGCCAUGAGCCAGGAGACGUACCUUUACCACAUAGACAAAGUGGACUCCAACGACAGCCUCUACGGGGGAGACUCCAAGUUCCUGGCAGAAAACAACAAGCUGUGUGAGACAGUGAUGGCUCAGAUCCUAGAGCAUCUGAAAACCCUGGCCAAGGACGAGGCCCUGAAGCGCCAGAGCUCGUUGGGCCUUUCCUUUUUUAACAGCAUCUUGGCCCAUGGGGACCUACGCAACAACAAGCUCAACCAGCUCUCCGUCAACCUGUGGCACCUGGCACAGAGGCACGGCUGUGCAGACACCAGGACCAUGGUGAAAACGCUAGAAUACAUCAAGAAGCAAAGCAAACAACCAGACAUGACUCAUCUGACGGAGCUGGCCCUCAGACUCCCUCUGCAAACAAGGACCUAACCCCCAGGCCCAUCCGCAGGCUCAGGGACUCUGGCGCCAAAUCCAGAAGGAUCUGCUCUGCUGCCCUGAACUCUCACUGCAAUUUAGGUUUCGCAUUUUCCUUUUCUUUUUACAUAUGUGCAAAUUGGUUUAAGCUUUGGCCUCUAUCCAGGUUAUUCUGACAAUGAAGAAAUGGGAGUUGUCAGAGCAUUAAAAUGCAAUCUUCAUUGAGAAGCAGCGUCUCUGCGUUGUCUUUGCACAGGUGGCCUUCAGUCUACUCAGCCCAAUCCGAUGGGCCUUUAGCACAAGAGAAACAAGAAUGCAAGUAACAUCUUUCUUUUCUGGAAGGUGUUUUUUUUUUUCUUUCAUAGUUUAGAAAAAGGACUUUGAAAAGCAGUCCACUUUUAAAGUUCCAGAUCCAUUCCUUUCCAGACUUUGUACCUUCAAGUUAGAGCACGCCCAAAGUCUGGAACUCAGUGUUACCUGAACCCCUAUGGAGGAUUUAUAAAAGGCAGAAAUAGCACUCCAUUAACUCUUUUUCCUAUCAAAAGCAGCUCUUGAUUGGACUUAGAAUCUGUGUUGGUGGACCAAAGGAGAAAGCAAGGUCAAAUUUGAGAUUCUCUGUGGCUUCAGUAUACAGUAACUGAAUAAAUGUCCUGAAGGAGCA
This is a messenger RNA of Chlorocebus sabaeus (green monkey), 3752 nucleotides long. It is a transcript of the gene VPS35L, whose product is annotated as VPS35 endosomal protein sorting factor like. NCBI's taxonomy places the organism in Eukaryota, Metazoa, Chordata, Mammalia, Primates, Cercopithecidae. Gene Ontology annotation, biological process: endocytic recycling. The record is from RefSeq and is a predicted model, not a curated record. Gene Ontology annotation, cellular component: endosome.